This is a messenger RNA of Colius striatus (speckled mousebird), 3646 nucleotides long. RefSeq names its product ribonuclease L (gene RNASEL). Gene Ontology annotation, molecular function: RNA nuclease activity; ATP binding; RNA binding. The transcript is spliced from 7 exons. Gene Ontology annotation, biological process: mRNA processing; protein phosphorylation. Bases 481 to 2541 code for a protein of 686 amino acids. Lineage: Eukaryota; Metazoa; Chordata; Aves; Coliiformes; Coliidae. The record is from RefSeq and is a predicted model, not a curated record.
UCGUGGUUCUGCGGCUCAGCAGCAGAGCAGGAAGUUGCACAGCCCCCGCUGUCUGCUUCUCCAGGCUUCUCUUUGCCCGGCGGGGGUGAGGAACUCAGGCCCCAGCGUGAACAGGGGAUGCUGGGCUGCUUUUCCAGCCAGGAAGGUAACAUUUUAAUGUUGGGGUGGUUUUUUUUUUAAUAUGUGGCAAAAGACAUAGAAGUUCCUGCAAAGAAACCAAAUGCAUCUAAAUUGAUGAAACAGCAUAUUCAUUUCCUGCUGGGUGAGGGCAGAAACCAUCCAUGAAAUGGUCCUUGGCUUUCCUGAGGGUAAAUCCAGGUGAAGACCACAGUGCCCUUGCAAUAGCAGCCUAUCCUACUAAGCAUGGUUUGUCAGCCAGAGCCAGAGUAUCCCUUACAAUGAAGACGAUGAGCAUUGCACCCCUCCCAUCCUUCAGUGGCUGAGGACCAUCAGAGACACGGAGCCCUCUCUCCAACCAUCAUGGAGCCUGCUGCUCACAGCAAGCAGGAGGCAUCUCCCUCUUCCACUACAGAGACAGCAGAAGACCUUGCCUGCAAGUUAAAUCUUGCUGUGAGGUGCAGCGAUAAAAAAGAUGUUCUGGAGCUGCUGGAGAAAGGGGCAGAUGUGAACUCCAAAGCGGGCAGUGGCUGGACACCGCUGCAGAGUGCUGUGCAAGCUAAUGACGAGGAACUGGUCCGGCUUCUGCUGGCCAUGGGUGCUUGUGUGCACUCCAGGAAGGACAAUGGUGGCACUGCAUUGACUGAGGCAGGGAUAGUGGGCAAUGUGAGUAUCCUGCAGCUCCUCCUCGAUCAUGGGGCAGACGUUAACGAGCGUGAUGACAAUGGCUUCACGGCUUUCAUGGAGGCUGCUCAUUACGGGAAGGAGGAAGCCUUGAGAUUCCUCCACUGCAAAGGAGCAGAGGUGAAUCUGAGGAGGGCAGUUAGUGAGGAGAAAGCGAAGCUGAAUAAAGGAGGUGGGACAGCACUGAUGGAUGCUUGUGAGAAGGGCCACCUCUCCGUUGUAAAAACUCUUGUCCAAGAGAUGGGGGCUGACGUGAACGCUUGUGAUAACAAAGAUAGGAAUGCCUUGAUUCAUGCCCUCAAAGAGAGUCAGGACUCCAUAAGCCGUUUCCUGCUGGACUGUGGUGUUGAUGUGACCAGCAAAGAUGAAUGUGGGAAAACUGCCCUCAUCCUAGCUGUUGAAAUGCGGAGCCUUGAUUUAGUGAAAGCUUUGUUGGAGAAGGGUAAAAUUGAGAUUGAUGAUGCGGAUGAAGAGGGCAACACAGCACUGAUGGUGGCUGUGAAGCAAAAUAGUUACGACAUAGCAGAGUUGUUGUGUGAAAACAAAGCAAGGACUGAUGUUGGGAACCUUAUCGCUGUGGCAAAUAUGAACCGUGCCCCUGAAAUGGUACGUCUACUCCGCCAGCAUCAUGCCAAGCUUGUUCCAGAAACCCUCCAAGACUGGGAGCCAAACAGCAAACGCUGGAGGGACCAGCUGAAAGAUCUUUACAAAAUAUACCGGCCAAUGAUUGGCAAACUGAAGGUAUUUCAGUACGUCCGGCAGAGGAUUCAGGGUGACAUCUACCUGGGGCUGCACGGCGGGACAGAGGUAGCGGUCAGAAUAAGCUGCAGUGCAGAGGGUGAAAGAGAGAAGAAGUUCUUUGACCUGUGUGGUAACUGUGAACAUCUGCUGAAGCUCUUCCAGUUUGAGAAGGCAAGAGGCUACAUGUACUUGUGCUUCCCCCUCUGGGAGAAAAACCUUGAAGAACACUUGCAUGACCCAGAUGGCCAAAUGGAUCCCAAAGAUGCUCUGAGGAUGAUCUUCCAGGCAGUGAGAGAGCUGCACUCCCUUGGAUUCGUUCACCAGGAUCUGCAUCCCAGCAACUUUCUCAUAGAUUUAGGUGGCAAAAUUUACUUGACGGACUUUGAUAAUAAAAGAAAGUCGAUUGAAGGUGGAAAAGAACGUGUAGACUCAGAUUUAGAGAGUCUCAGGAGGCUCGUGCUGUAUGUUUUAACGGGGGGUAAGAAACCCCUUCAGCAAGUGAGUCCUGACGAUUUGCCAGCUGAUUCCCCGGAUUAUGAGGAGGCUCUGGACCUUACAAGGAGCCUGGUCUCUCAUGAUGGACGAGGCUUGGAAGGUUUGAGCAAACAUCCCUAUUUCUGGAGCAAACAGACCAGGUUCAAGUUCCUGAAGAGUAUAUGGAAUAAAAUCAAAGACCUCCCCAAUCGAAAAGCUGUCUUUCAAGCUGCAGAAAGUUGUCCUUACCCAGAGUGGACCAAGGAGAUUGACAGAGAGGUUCUGUAUAUCAUGGAACAUCCCAAGAGAAGGCCACCAUACAGAUACAGCAACGACAUCACUAACCUACUGAGGUUUAUCAGAAACCUGGAUGAACACCCAGAUGCCUGUAUCAGCAGCAGAAUAGGGGACCAUGCAGAGUAUUUCUUGGAGCUUUUCCCAGCACUUACCAUUUAUGCCUACAAUGCUUUGCGCCAGAAUCCUGAGUACAGUCACUUUGCAGACAUGCAGGACCCUUCUCUGUAGCAUGUCAUUGCUUCCUGUCCUGUGUCUGAUCCCACUGUCACUGCCUACUUUUAUUCCCUGCUUCUUCAGCUGCAAAAGAGUUGAAGGGAGUAAGGAGCUGAGAAUGUGCACGGACAGAGCAUGAAGGACUAAGAAAUAAAAGAUGUUUCACGAGUGUUUGGUGUAACAACCGUGGACUUUGGAGAGAAAGGGAGUGCCAGCCCAGGCUACCCUUGCCUAUCACUGUACCUCUCAGUGUAUCUGCCUCUCUGAGGUGGGGAUUGAGGGCUGAUCCUUAUGGAGAGCAGGACAUGUGGAUCAGCCCCCAUGCAUCUGCAAGGCAGGAGAAGAGCUCAGGCACUGCCAGACAACAUGGGGCUCUCUGAUGAAGGAAAAAGAGUUCAAGCUGCCUUCUAAGGGCAGUAUUCCCUACAGCUUGCACUGAGGAGCUGCUCAUCUACCCCUGGAAAGACAUGAAUUCUCUCUUUUUGGUCUUUUUUGAAACACAGCAGCCAGAAAAUGAGAUGCCUAGGCAAUGGUCUGGCUGCAGAGUUGCCCUUGGCCUGUUAUCCCCCUGAUGUGGCAGAGGCACACUCAGGCCAGCCUGCUGGGACCCAGACAACUGCUUCUGGGGGACUUGGGAGAUGUUGCACAAGGAAUGGACGUAAACAGCAACGAUCCCACAAAACUGCUGCUGUGAGUGGCCCUGACUCACCUGAAAAAGGUCACUGACGUCAAAGGGACUGCUUCCUUCUGAAAAGGACAAGCUGUGCUGUGGCAGGCUGCAUCUGCAAGGCAGGGCUACAGAGAAGCAUUCCCGCUCUCUGAAAUGGUAUCACCGUCCUCCUGCCAGACCCAGCUCCUUCCCACAGAGCUAGUGCCCAUCCAGCUGUAGCAUGCAGCCAGCUCAGGGCUUUGAUAUUGGAGGCUGGGUGGCACAAACCCACUUCUGAAAUCCUGCAGCGUGUAACAUGUGUCUUGUUGUGCAAGGGCUUACGUGUUUCUCAGCUAACACUCUGAUUUGCACAAUGGUUGUAUGUUGCUUACAGAGAGGUUUUUUUCAGCCUUUCAAUUAUCCUAUGGAGAAGCAAAGUGGAAUAAACUUACCUGGAAAGCUGACUCUGUA